GUGAGUAAUAAGAGAGAGACACACACACAGAGUGAGAGAGAGAGUGUGAGUGAGUGUAUAUACAAUGUCCGCCAUCGGCGGGGGCUCCGUCUGUACUCUCAUACCAAACCCCCACAGCAACUCUUCACUUUGCAUCAACUGCCUCUGAGGCCUGUCUCUCUGUGAGGAUGGCCGCCUCGGUAAUGUGCCGCUGUUCAGGUUAAACUGGAGCUAGGCCAUCGGGCCCAGGUUCGGAAAAAACCCACGGUGGAAGGUUUCACCCACGACUGGAUGGUCUUUGUCAGGGGUCCGGAGCACAGCAAUAUUCAGCACUUUGUGGAGAAAGUCGUCUUUCACUUGCACGACAGCUUCCCCAGACCUAAGCGUGUGUGCAAGGAUCCACCGUACAAAGUGGAGGAGUCAGGAUACGCUGGUUUUAUAAUGCCGAUUGAAGUGUAUUUCAAAAACAAGGAAGAGCCCAAGAAGGUACGCUUUGAUUAUGACUUAUUCCUGCACCUUGAGGGGCAUCCACCUGUAAAUCACCUGCGAUGUGAAAAACUCACUUUCAACAAUCCAACUGAGGAAUUCCGUCGAAAAUUGCUGAAAGCAGGAGGGGAUCCAAAUAAGAGCAGCAGCACUAACAAUAGCAACAGCUUCUCCAAGCCCCAUAAAUCCAUGAAAGAGCACAAGGACAAACCAUCUAAAGACUCGAAAGAGCACAAAAGUGCCUUCAAAGAACCUUCCAGGGAACACAGUAAAAUUUCCAAAGAGCUCUCAAAGAAACCCAAAGAAAACAAGCCACUAAAAGAUGAGAAAACUGUUCCUAAGACAGCAUUUAAGGAACCAAAACCAAUGUCUAAAGAGCCAAAAUCAUUGGAAAACAACGUUGUAUGUGGGGCUGGAGGCAUUCAACAGGACAUUAAGGCUCCGACCAAGAGGCCUCCUAAUAUGGACUCUGAUGAACUUAUAGCAAAGAGAAAGAAGAAAAGCAGCUCUGAAUUUUUGUUUAAAAGCUUUUCCAGUGCUUCUCCUUCUGAAAAGAAACAAAUGAAGGACAAAUCGCAUGCUAAGGCAGGAAAGGUCAAAAUGGAAAAUGAGGCAAUAGAGAAAAAGAAGCCUAAUUUACCACCAUUUGAAGAUGUUGUAGAUCCAAAUGAUUCUGCAUUAGAUGAUAUGUCUUCUAAAUCUGAGUCUCAACAGCCAAGUCCUGCUGGCUCCAGUUCCAGUUCAAAUUCCAGUUCAAGCUUUACUCCAUCUCAGAACAAUAGACAAGGCCCGCUGAGAUCUAUAAUGGAGGACCUCCAUUCUGAAGACAAUGAAUCAGAUGAAGAUGAGAACAGAAGCCUGUCUGAUGUAGAGAGAUCGUUAAAUACUCAUUGUGGAAGAAGAAUGAGUUUGAGUGAUGGGAGUGACAGUGAGAACAGUAGCAGUUCUACCCCACCCAGAAAUGAAGCACCUCCAAUAUUAAAAACCAGCAACAGCAAUAACCAGGUGUUAGAAGUCAAAAGCCCAUUAAAGCAAAGCAAACCUGAGAAAACAAUAAAGAAUGGUGAAUAUGACAAGGCAUAUCUGGAUGAGUUGGUUGAGCUUCAUAGAAGGUUAAUGACACUUCGCGAAAGGCACAUACUACAACAGAUUGUUAACCUAAUAGAAGAAACUGGACAUUUUCACAUCACAAACACAACAUUUGACUUUGACCUUUGCUCACUGGAUAAAACCACAGUCCGAAAACUACAGAGUUAUCUGGAGACUUCAGGAACGUCAUGAGGGCACUGAUCCCGGCUACGAGCUGGAGAAUUGAACUUUUAGCGAUGCAACCAAUACAACUAUCCCUAUAGAGCUACUUAACUGCAGCUUUUUUCCAGCCAGUCAUGCUUCUCUCUCCUGAACGUGUUGCUGGGGGAAAAUGCCGAGAGAUUCAACAGAUCCUUACCAGCCUGAGGAAUGUUCUGGAAGUUUUGGACCUGUGAGGUUCACCACCUCCUUUGCCUCCCAUCCCCUGGAUACUUGCUCUUUAUGAAUCUCUGCGGUAGUGUGUAUCUUUGUGGUGUCCAUGUCCACAUGGCGAAUGAUGCAUGUGCAGCACUGCCUUAUUAUGUAACUGAUCUAUCUAUUUAUUGAAAAAGUCCAGUCAUGAAAAAUAUCUUGGAUCUUUGGAACACUACCAGACAUUGAGCACUGUGGUCACGUUUAUGACCAAGGCUUACGAAUGCAGUAGGAAUCAGUCACCAGAUGUCUGGUGAAUUCAACUCCAGUGUUUUGAUUUCCUUUGUAAACUAGCUGCGAUCAUAGUUACGAUCAUAGGGACACUAUGUAACUACACAAUGUUCUAGCCUUAGUAAUUGAACUGUAAUGCUUUAAAACCUAUUACUGUGCACUGUUCGCAGAAACAUUACCAGCUUUGAUAUGUUUUAAUUAGUGAUCGACCAAUACAAAUGAUCAGAUCUGUACUUAUACUGGAAGGAAUAUUGUCUGCACAAUCAUGCUAUUAAGCAGAGUUUUUUUUUAAAUUUCUUCCAGAUUUAAUUCAAACUUUUUACAGGGAGCAAGAAGGGAUUUUUGUGGUGUAAGAUUCCUUGCCCUUUUAAAGUACUCUACAGCUUUUUUUUAAACAAAAAUGUAAUACUAGUCACCUGCAAGCACAGUUGCAUCACAAAUGUUUUGCCUACAUUGGCCUUCCUUCACAUUCUUAAAUCUUUCUUUGGUUUCCUGGUAUAAACUAGUGUGCACACCUUCCUGUUGUUUAGGCCUACAAAUUAGGUGAAGAGUGAAUACACCUGAAGAGUCACAAAACUAAUUGAAGUACAGAAAAAAAACUGGUAUAAACCAGGCUGGUUGAUCACUAGUUUAAAGCUUUUGGCAUAUCAAAUGUAUUUAAAUUGUUUUUUUUUAAGGUGGAAUUGUCUAAAAUAUUGUUCCCAAUUUUCUGUGUUUGUUGUAGAAUAUUCUUAAUUUGGGAUUAAUUAUUUAUUUGAAAUAUUCCCUUCACUGCCAAAUCUGGUUUUGCCAUCUUCACCAUCUGGGAAAAUGUGUGUGCUUAUUGGUCCAUCCUUUGGAUAAUAAAAUUAUAUUUCUUAAAAAUAAAUCUUUCUUUAGCAAGUAUGUUGCAGUAAAACCAUGUUUCAAUGACAUCAUUUCCAGAGACCUCAACUGUUACUUUCAGUCCAAAGAUGGGAUGAAUUUUAGUACUUUUUUUUAUUACUGAAGGUUCUGAAACUGCUUCCAGCAGAACAAGUGUACUUUCCAAUGAUAACGAGGUUCAGAUAAGUCAGUGUCCAUUACUUGAAAUGUUACCUUUGUUAGUAUACUUUUAAUGUGCAAUUCAUAUCAGAAGCAGACUUUUUUAAGAAAAAAGAGGGAAAAAGAAAACUUGUUUCAUUUCAUGUAUGUGAUGUUCAGUGUGUGUUUUCAAUUGCCAUUACACUUUGAUUUUGUCGUGUCAAUGGUGAAACCAAGACUGUUCAUUCUAGGGAAAAAAGCAGUCUUCAGAAGUUUAACUUGGUACUUUGAGUCCCUUUAAUUUAAUGUAGUUGCUUAAUCCAUCUUGAUUGUUGUGGCUAAAUUUUGUGGUACAACUCAAACUCUCAAAAAUAUUUUAUUAAAUUUGAAAGAGAAUGUGUCCUGUGAUUCAUCUAGUCAUUCUUUAUUUGCAUAUACUUCAUACGACAGAAAUGCAAUACAGUGAAAGCUGUUGGUAUUUCAGCAGGAUUCUACGCUCCAUGAAUUAGGAAAUAAAUAUUAGUUUAAGAUUGCGCUGCUUCGAAGGAAAAAUACACGGUAAUGGAAAUUUGUGGUUUAAAUCAGUAGAUGUUAUUUUGCAGUCAAACCAAGAAAGAAAUGAAUCGGUAUAUAACCAUCUGUUGUACUGUGUAAAAGUGGGACGCCAGCCUAAAUUAGUUUAUUGCAAAAAUCAUGUAUAUAAAAUAUGACCUAACAUUUCAAGCUUGAAUCCCAAUGAGAAUUUGCUGCAAUGUUGAGUUUGCCACAAUAUUUAAUUAGAACAAAUGUCAUACUUGCAUUAGCUUUUCCAUCAACCUUUUGUAAUCGAGAACAAAAUAAAUCCUUUUUUUAAAAUAA
Molecule: messenger RNA, 4056 nt
Organism: Carcharodon carcharias (great white shark)
Lineage: Eukaryota; Metazoa; Chordata; Chondrichthyes; Lamniformes; Lamnidae
Gene: mllt3
Product: MLLT3 super elongation complex subunit
Exons: 11
Coding region: 271-1746 (491 amino acids)
Biological process (GO): regulation of DNA-templated transcription
Cellular component (GO): super elongation complex
Source: RefSeq, a predicted model, not a curated record